GGAAUCGGCGAGGACACUUCCCCCACCCAACGCCUUUCUCCCUCUCCACCAUCCUCGUCUCUUUCCUCUCCUCUCCAUUCCCCUGCUACCUUUACCACCACCACUCCCCACCCACUCCCCACCCGCCCCCUCCCCGCAGCCUCGCCACUCCCCAGGAAGGAAAAAAAAAUCCCUCGGAUUCCCGCCUCGGACCACGCGGCCCCUCCCCGAUCGCCGGCGAGCUCCCCCGACCCCCCCGCCGACGGUUCCCAGGGCUCGGAGGCUUGGCGCCCGGAGGAGGAGGAGGAGGAGAGGAUCCGGCGCCCAUGUCGGGCCAUCUCGAUCGCCUCGUGCGCCCAGUCUCAGGUUUUGAAGGUUGUUCCAGUCACCACGAUGAGAGGAGAUCAUAUGAGAGGAGAUCAGAUUUUGAAAUCUCCGAAGAUGAAAAGAAGACAAGAAUGGGCUCUUUGAAGAAGAAAGCUAUAGAUGCAUCGAGUAAGCUUAGGCAUUCCUUAAAGAAGAAGAACAGGAGGAAGAGUGGCAGCCGGGUUCUCUCUGUGUCUAUUGAAGAUGUGCGCGAUCUUGGGGAACUGGAAGAAGUAGAAGCAUUUAGACAGGCGCUAAUUUUGGAUGAGUUGUUGCCUACAAGGCAUGAUGACUAUCAUAUGCUGCUGAGAUUCUUAAAGGCAAGGAAAUUUGACAUUGAGAAAGCAAAGCAAAUGUGGACUGACAUGCUUCAAUGGAGGAAGGAAUAUGGUACUGAUACAAUUGUUGAGGAUUUUGAUUAUACUGAGCUGGACACUGUUCUGGAAUACUAUCCUCAUGGUUAUCAUGGCGUUGACAAAGAGGGGAGACCUGUUUAUAUCGAAAGGCUUGGAAAGGUUGACCCUAACAAGCUUAUGAAUGUAACAACUAUGGACAGAUAUGUAAGGUACCAUGUGAAGGAAUUCGAGAGGAGCUUCUUGAUCAAAUUUCCAGCAUGCUCUCUUGCGGCUAAAAGACACAUCAAUUCGAGCACAACUAUUCUGGAUGUUCAGGGUGUGGGUUUGAAAAAUUUCAGCAAAACUGCACGUGAAUUAAUUAUGCGACUGCAGAAAGUUGACAACGAUAACUACCCUGAGACUUUACACCAAAUGUUUAUAGUCAAUGCUGGCCCUGGCUUUCGGAUGCUAUGGAGCACUGUGAAAUCUUUCCUCGACCCAAAAACCACUUCCAAGAUACAUGUACUUGGGAACAAGUGUCAGAGUAAACUGCUUGAAAUAAUUGAUGCUAGUGAAUUGCCAGAAUUUCUUGGUGGCAAUUGUACCUGUCCCGAAUAUGGAGGGUGCCUCAAAGCUGAAAAGGGCCCAUGGAAGGACGCGAACAUACUGAAGAAAGUCCUUAAUGGUGAGGCCCAGUGUGCUCGGCAGAUUGUAACUGUUUCCAAUGGGAUGGAAACUAUUAUUUCUUAUGCCAAGUCUAAGCACCAAACGGUACGUGGAAGUGAUACAUCAACUGCGGAGUCUGGAUCUGAAGCUGAAGAUGUAACUUCCCCCAAGGCUCUAAGAAGUUACAUCUCCCAUCCUAAGUUGACCCCAGUUCGUGAAGAGGUCAAGAUGAUCAGGGCCACUAGCUUUUCUACCCGCAUGCCUGAAUAUGAUAUUCCUGUUGUUGACAAAGCAGUGGAUGCAACAUGGAAGAGAGAACUGCCCCGGAAGGCACCCUUCCCGUCCAAAGACUCUUCUUCUUUGGCUGCCACCACAAAGGCACCCAACAGGUCGCUGGAUCAGGUUAUUCCAGCUCUGAUGGCUUUUGUGAUUGCUAUUGUAACGCUGCUCCGGUCAGUUAAAGAUGUUGCCACAAAGAGAUUGCCACAUAAAAAUGAGUCAGAUGAACAAAGUUCUUCAAUAUAUCAAGACUGCAUUCCCAAGGAGGAGUUCCGCCCCCCGUCGCCAGGUCCUGGGUUUGCUGAAUCUGACCUGUUUUCGUUAGUCUUGCAAAGGCUGGCAGAGCUUGAAGCCAAGGUUCACGCGCUUGAAGAAAAACCUUCCGAAAUGCCUUGCGAGAAAGAAGAGUUGCUUAAUGCUGCUGUCCGCCGUGUGGAUGCACUGGAAGCCGAGCUCAUUGUAACAAAGAAGGCUCUGCACGAGGCUCUUAUCAGGCAAGAGGAACUGCUUGCUUACGUUGACAGGAAGACAAUUGCCAAGGCCCAGAAAAAGAAGAAGAAGCCAAUGUCUUGUUACUAGGACAAGGAGAGAGACCCCCUUGGUUCAGUUUUCCUUUUUCUGAGAUGCCGGAGAUGGCGUUUGAGAUGAUGUAAACGGUUGGUUGAUCCGUUCGUUUUCCUGACAAAUGUGAAAAAGACAGACAUGGGUUUGUAAAUGGACAGAAAAUCCUGACAUAAAUAAAUGUGUUUUUGGGCCGAA
Messenger RNA from Hordeum vulgare subsp. vulgare (domesticated barley), 2384 nucleotides. Its product is annotated as phosphatidylinositol/phosphatidylcholine transfer protein SFH6-like. The record is from RefSeq and is a predicted model, not a curated record. Bases 306 to 2204 code for a protein of 632 amino acids. Lineage: Eukaryota; Viridiplantae; Streptophyta; Magnoliopsida; Poales; Poaceae. The transcript has 15 exons.